This is a messenger RNA of Ylistrum balloti, 1454 nucleotides long. RefSeq names its product potassium channel subfamily K member 1-like. The transcript is spliced from 4 exons. NCBI's taxonomy places the organism in Eukaryota, Metazoa, Mollusca, Bivalvia, Pectinida, Pectinidae. The record is from RefSeq and is a predicted model, not a curated record. Gene Ontology annotation, molecular function: potassium ion leak channel activity. The coding region runs from base 266 to 1246 and encodes 326 amino acids. Gene Ontology annotation, biological process: potassium ion transmembrane transport; stabilization of membrane potential. Gene Ontology annotation, cellular component: membrane.
GGGAUCGGGCAAAUUUCUUCAACUGUUGUGUCUGUGUUGUGAAAAUACGAUACCAUGCUUCACUGGUUUUAGAUCGACACAUUUGUUUUUGGCGCAUCUUUAAAAUGUCAUCGUUAUUUUGGAUGCAAUAUGUUGAACAGUUCGUAAUGAAUAUUGAAUAUGAUGAUGAACUGAUUGAUUCUGGACUCGCGGCGUUGUGAUUGUGUUUGCGGUUUGCAAGAAAUGAACGUUUAAUGCCGGUUACAGCUACAGUACUAUUGUAAGGAUGAAGCUGAGGAAGAGCAAUGUGCGACUGUUGGCACUGUCGGCUUUCUAUGCACUCUAUCUUGUUAUUGGAGCGUCCAUUUUUUCAGCCAUUGAAGGUCCGAAAGAACGGGAUUUAGUUAAAGAACUCCGUGAUUUGAGGAUACAGUUUUUGGAACAGAACAAAUGUAUAACAGACAGGCAGUUAGAGCAGCUUAUAGAAGUGAUAGUGAGAGCCACAAACAAGGGAGUGUCUGCCACCAAAAAUGUGACCAUGUCCGAACCAAACUGGACAUUUGGACAAGCCAUUUUCUUCUCUGGCACAGUACUUACAACAAUCGGAUAUGGGAGAGUGGCACCAUUGUCUGAUGCUGGGAAGGGAUUCUGUAUUCUAUACGCCCUGAUUGGGAUACCGUUAACACUCAUCAUGUUCUCAGCUGUAGUGGAACGUCUGAUGAUCCCCACAAAAAUUUUCCUCUACUUCCUGUUUAGGAAGUUGGGCCAUCUAUAUAAAGUGUUCCACAUCCAAGUCCUUCAUCUUGUCAUCAUGAUCGCCAUUGUGCUGGUGUUUUUCUUUGUUGUUCCCGCUGGUAUUUACGCAGCCUUGGAACCAACAUGGAACUUCCUUGAUGCAUUCUACUACUGUUUCAUCUCCAUGACAACAAUCGGACUUGGAGAUUAUAUUCCUGGAGAUAAUCCUGACCAAAACCUCAGAGCCUUAUACAAGGUUGGAACUACAGUGUACCUGUUCCUUGGGCUGCUGGUGAUGAUGCUAGUAUUGGCUGUACUCUACGACAUUCCAGAACUCAACCUUGGAUUUCAUUUCUACUUACGGAGUGAUGGCCAGGAUGAGGAACGCACUACAUUGCGUAGUUCUAUGGAUGGAGCAGGUGGACCAAAGUACUCCAAACAGGUGGACGAUGACCAACAUCCACAGCCAGUCGUCCCUCCCCCUAGACCACCCUUCACCAAAGAGGACACAACCAUACAAUCAACGCAAUAGCUUGGAUAUGAGGUGCAUUGAAUAGCCACAAGGACUGUCAGAACUUAAAAUUCUGUACUUAUUUAUGAACAUAGUCUCCAGUAUGUAUUGCAGAUACUUGUCCAAAUGUAUUAUUAUUGGGUACAUGGUAUGUUGUAUCAAUAAAUUGUUGGAGGAAGAUCAGGGUAGCUUGUCUCAGAAAGCAGGUAUAAUGACCAUUGAUGAGUCA